This is a messenger RNA of Prorocentrum cordatum, 5565 nucleotides long. The record is from the annotation of a GenBank genome assembly. Lineage: Eukaryota; Dinophyceae; Prorocentrales; Prorocentraceae.
AUGCCCGCCGGCGAGGCGCCGCCCCGCGGACCGGCGAAGCCGCCAGGACCGCCGCCGGCGAAACCGCCGGGCACACCGCCUCCUGCCGCCGCUGCCGCUUCGGCCGCCAGCGGCGUGGACCCUGCUGCCGCGACCACCCGGGUCCCCGGCAGCGAGGGCGACGAGGCAGCCUACGCCGAAGAGUGGGCUGGCUGGACAGGCGGAGGCUGGUGGCGCCAGGAGAGUUCGACCUGGGACGGGGGAAGAGGACUCGAUGCUGGCCUGUCCAAGACGGCGCCCAGCUACGAGCUGCUGAAGACCGACGGCUACCGACGCGGCACGACCGCCAUCAGCGAGGGGGCUUUCCUGGUCACGAACUCGCUGCAAGGAGAGGCGGCCGAGGCAACGGAGGAGAUCGACCUGGACCUGCUAGAGACAGACGAGGCCUUCAGGCCGCUGUUCAAGGUCCUGGACGAGUACUACAAAUACGACAACUGGACUGAGCUGCCAGCCCGGACGGAUCAGUUCUUCGGCAGGUUCGCCCGCCAGGAGAAGGAGUCCAUGAAGUUGUGCUGCCUACGCCAUCAGCGCGACCUCAGGAAACUGAAGGAAGUGGGGAUGGAGAUUCCAGAUAUGCUAGCGGGCUGGCACCUCCUCACGAGAGCGGCGAUCCCGCCGUCAGGUGCCGCCCAGGUUCGGAGUCAAUGCGUAGACGGCCUCAGCUGGCAAAAUGUGAAGAAAGCUCUACUCGACACGUAUGGAGCCGAGGGUCUGCCCGACAAGCGUGACAUCAAACGAGUGGAGAAGAUGCUGCUCGGGCAGAAUGCCAAGGACGACGCUCAUUACACAAACGACUACGAGUGGGAGCGAGGCCUGAGCUACGAAGACACGUACCUGAUCGCAGAGGAGCCACCGCAAGAUGUCGAGGACGCGCAGCUCGCGCGCGACGAGGCCUACCUGAGUUUCGUGGAUGCGAAGAAGCGCGUGGCGGAGAUCGCGAAGUCCAGACGCUUCUACCCGAUCGUCGCCGUGGCGCCCGACAACAACUACCGUGAAUCACGACCUGCCCGAGCCCCAGGCAUAGGCAAGGGACGUGGACGCGGCAAAGGCAAAGGAUCAAGUCAGCCACGACGAGAUCCAUCAGCGUUCAAGUUCCCGAAGACCCUUUUCGCCCGCUCACCGGCUGCAUCGAGUGCGGGAUCAACCGGGACGGGCUCAACGCAGCAGCGCGGCCCGAGGUUCAAGAGAUUCCGUCGCGGCGGGUUCACCAAGACGGAGACCGAGUCAGGCAACAUGGUCGAGGACGUCGAGACGUUGGAGUACGCGAAUUCGACCGAGGAGGUGUUCCUGCUGACAGUCGGCAAGGGCAUCAGCGACGGAGGCGCUACGCGGCCCGUCAUGGACGACAAGGUCUGGGCGCAGUGGGAGAAGCUGCUGCGCGUGAAGCAGUUGCUGCACGAGGUCAAGUAUGAGAAAAGUGAUCGACGGUUCAGGUUCGGAGACGGGAAGACGCUGGAGGCGAAGAAGGCGGUGACGUUGUCGGUGUGGCCGUUCGGCAUCACGAAGCAAGUCGCCACCCGCCUCGUCGAGGGGUGGACGCCGCUGCUCAUCGCCAGGCCCUGCGCGGAGGAGUGGGGUCUCAUUCGGGACUACCGAGCAGGUGCGUUCAUGAUGAAGGACCUCCCCGACAAAGGUUGGAUGAAGUCCGAGCGCGAUGAGAAAGGCCACUUCAUCAUUGAUCUGUUGGGCAGCGCUGGGAAGGAAGCAGACGACGCCAUGAACGAGGGCGCUCCCACGGGCGGCGAGGAGAGCAGCGACGACUCGACGGACAAGGACUCGGAGGGGAGUUCGGUGAAGGGAGAGACCGACGAUGGCAGCGACUCGUCGGUGCCAGACGCCGAUGCCUACUACCUCGAGACCGCCCCGGAGUUCUACGACAUCGGUAGCGACGACGAGGCGCUGACGACCGAGAGGUUCUCAGACAUGGACGCGGACACCUACUCAGACCUGAUCUUGGCCCUGGAGCAAGCGGAGACCGACAUGAGGGAUACGCUCAGAGGACCCCGCGAACGCGUGGUCUGGGAGGUCUUCGUGGACCAAGGGGCUUUGUCGGAGGAGCUGCUGGAGUUCCCACAGGUCAAGGUGAUCCAGUUCAGGCUGGCCGAUGGGCUACACUGGCAGACCAAGACCUGGCAGGAGCUACCUGGAUGUCACUGCCGGCUCGACCAGCGCAGGCUGGGCGCGAGGUUCGAGAUCCAGUGUCAGCUUAAGCCGUGCCAGAAGCCUACGCGACUCCAGUCCGCGAACAAGGAGCUUGUACACCACGUGAACAUGAAAUGCAGCUGUACCGAGGAGCACGGGGCCUUGCGCGGCAAGCUUGCCCAGCAGGCUCAGAACUACCCGAGACCGAUGGCGCGAAGGAUGGCCUACCUGAUCGCCUAUCAGGGCAUGGCCGACGACAUUGAGGAUAUCAACACCGCCGAGGAGGUCUCCAAGGACAUCGACGCCAUCGGAUACACCGACGUGAUGCAGGAACUGAUGAAGCGGUUCAACGUGUCGACGAUCCGGGAGGUCAAGCGCGCUCACAUCAGUCUGGGCCAUCCCUCCAACGCGGCGCUGGCGACCGCCAUGAAGCACGCGAAGGCCCCGGCCGAGUGGCUUCAGUGCGCCAAGCUCUUCCAGUGUGAAGUUUGCCUGAGCAAGCAACGACCUCGAGCAGUGCGCGUAGCUGUACUGCCGACAGCGAAACGGUUCAACGAGGUCGUGAACACCGACGUCUACUACGUCACCUGCUGGGCUGGCAAGCCCGACACCAUGAGGAUGGACAUGGCAGGCUCGCACACGUCAAGAAGGAUGCACCAGUGGAUGAGCAAGCACAACAUCACACUCGACCUGAACCCGAAGGGCGCGCACCACAAGCUCGGACUCAUGGAGCGCAACCAUGCGGUCAAGACGGGGCAACUCAGCAAGUACCACCUGCAGUUUCCCGACGACUCGCUCAAGACCGCGCUCAGGAUGACCGCCAGCCAGCGGAACAUCUUACGGAACGCGCGCGGGUAUUCGCCCGCGACGCUGGUGUUGGGCACGCAGCCCAAGGUACCUGGCGCUUUGUGCGACGAGGACUUCGGCCUGGCGGAGCAGGCUGCGUUGGUCGACCCCAAGAGCGAGGUCAACGAGGACGACGUGAUGCACACGUCCGUGGCGUGGGUCACGCACGGGCGCACGAUCUACCGAUGCACGGUGGAGCAGCUCCGUCCCGAGCUGCCAAGUGAGACCCGAGAGCGAGAAGGACGACGCGAGGAUCCCGACAGCCCACUCAGCACCAUCGAGAAGCUGAGGAGGGCGUUGAGGCGGACCAAGGGAACCUGCAGCUUCAGUGACCUCGCCGAGGGGGGCCAGCGGCCCCAGUACGACGACGCCCUGGGCGACAUGGGCGCGCAGCAGCCCGACGCCCAGGGUGUUCAACAAGAACGACGGCUGGAACCCAUCGACGAGGCGGAGGUGGACCCAGCGGCGCGCUGCCCGCUACGCUUCCUGCUGAAGUGGAAGGUGAAGGACGGAAAGCGAGUGGCCAACGCGCGAGUGCUCUACCAGGGUUUCAAGCACCGAGACGUGGCCGAGGGCCAGCUCGACAAGGAGGCGCCCACUUUGAGCAGGCUUGGCCGACACACGGUCUUGCUUUGGGCGGCCUUGAGGAAGUGGAGGCUGUUCGCUGCGGAUGUGAAGUCCGCGUUCCUGCAGGCCGAGGACGUCAGUGCCCACGGCAUCAAGCUGUACGCGAGCCCGACGAAGGAGAUGAGGGAAAUGCUUGUACACCAGAUCGGCCUGCAGCCAGGACAAUUGCUCAAGACGAUCACGCCUUGCUUUGGGGACCCGCGGCCACCCAAGCUCCGGCACUACCGCUCCGACGAAGUCACGAGGGAUAUCGGGUUCAAGAACCACUGGCUCGAGGAUUGCUUGCUGCUGUCCUUGCGGGCCGCGCGACCCUCGGACGACCCGUUCGACGCGCGCAGCUUCGACGGCCAGACGUUCGUGGUGGACGGGCUGAUCGGCAAGCGCGCGGGCGACUUCAUCGGCUGCGGCGAGAACGUGAGUUGCGAGGAUGACCUGUACGCCAAGCUGGACGACGCCGAGUGCUUCCAGGCGCGGCUGGGCAUGCUCAACGAGAAGUUCAAGUUCGGCAAGUGGGAGUUCGGGCCGAGCCUAGUCUUCACCGGCGGCGAGGUGGAGCAGUCCCUGAGCUCCCACGCGAUCACCAUCAAGUUCGAGAAGUACCUGCACGCGGUGAAGCCCAUCACCGUGGAGACGCACCGGCGGGCAGAUCCCACCAGUGCGCUGUCGCCGAAGGGGGUUAUCAUCGCGGCGGCGACGGCAUCGUUCAGAGCCGCAUCGACUGGACAUGCGACGGUGCAAGACUUGCUGGACGCGAACAAAGAUUUACGGCUCCUGAAGGCCAACGCGGACGUGGGAUUGUACUUCGGCUUCGACAGGCCGUGGAGUGAGUUGCGCGUUGGAGGCUACUCAGAUGCGAGCUGGGCCAGCCGACCUGACGGAAGUUCCCAAGGAGGCUAUCAGAUCUUCGUCGGACCCGAGGACGAGCUCAACGCCGGCGCCCCGACGCCGUUCGUGGCCAUGGAGUGGGCCUCGAAGAAGCUGGUGCGGUUGUGCAAGAGCUCACUGUCCGCCGAGGCACAAGCCGCGGCGAUGGGAGCCGACUCGCUGAUGUGGGUGAAGGUCUUUUUGGCCCUGAGUCUGAGGCCCGACCUCGCUACGGCGGGGUUGGGCAUCGCAGAGAAGAGGACGGCCAUCGAGAUGAAGAUCGUGAACGAGCAGCUGGCGGAGGUCAACGCCGGGUGGAAGUGGGUGAACACCCAGCAGCAGAUGACGGACGAGCUCACCAAGCUUUCGGCGCGCCAGAUGAUGGCGGAUGCGUUACGCCGUGGAGUUCAUGCCUUGCGCUACGACCCCGACUUCGUGGCCGGCAAGAAGCUCACCAAGCGCGCGAUGGAGCAACGCGAGAAGGAGCUGGACCAGGCAGGAGAGGAGUUGCUCGACACCUUCGAGAAGGAGCCCGUGGCGAAGGCGAAGGCUAAGGCCAGGACGCGCCAUUUUGGCGCGAAUGGAGCCCGUUUGGCAGCUGCGUUGGCGGCUACGAGAGCGACAGGCUCUGGAGCUGAGGUGGUACAGUAUACGCCCAGCGGCGUCGAGCUGUUCCACCCACCGACCAACGACGGCUGGGACAACCUGCUGGUGAAGCUGGCCAUGUUCGGACUCAUGAUGGCGAUGCUCGUGGCUUUCGGCUGUGGAUUUUGGGUCGGCACCUGUUGGACACGCUGGACUACGACGGACGCUGAGCAGAAGAGCAUCAGGCCGCGUGAGCCUGAGACCGAGCCGAACCCCAGCAUGACGACGAAGCACUACGUCGAGGGGGCCGAGAUGAUGACGACAGGUGUGAACACCAAGCAGCCACGCCAGAAGAAGGUGCGCCACAUGAUGUGCCAGGCGCAAUGCCGCUACAACCAGGAUGCGCAGACGCCGAGGUUCCAGCCGCUGCCCGAGUACGCACACGGAGCUUUCAUCGGAUAG